AUGGAACGGUACAAUGACAAGUACGUGAUCGUGUACGAUUUCAAGAACGUUGACACCGAGACGGCCGAGCGCGAGGUCACCGUCAUGAUCGACGACCUCGAGACGGCUGGGCUCCUGACGGAGGCGCGCGCUGGCUAUGAGCAGACCCUGCUCGUCUUUGUCAAGGCGCCACGCGAGCUGCUCGGCAAAUACGUCUACCGCUCGAGGGUCAAGGACUGGCUGUACGGGAUCGUCCAGACGCACCCUGGCGGCACCAAGGACUCCGUUGUGGACGGCGAUUUUGAAGCCGAGGACCUCCUCUCCGUCUACCACCUGGUGAACUGGCCCAAGGACCGCGGCGGCGCCGGCAUCACGCCCGGACUCGGACAGUGGGAGAACGUCACGUCCAUCUUCCCGCUGCACAACGAGGCGGCCAACCAAGCCCUCCUCAAGCACGUCAGCCGCCGGCUGUUCCUGACCAACGAGGACCUGGACCGCAUCCGCGACCUCCACGGGUCCAAGGUGGCCUUUUACUUUGCCUUUAUCCAGACGUACCUCGUGUGCCUUGCCUUUCCCGCCGUCACGGGCGUCCUCACCUGGUACCUCGGGGGCCGCUACUCGCUGACCUACGCCAUCCUCACCUGCGUCUGGUGCACGGUGACGCUCGAGUACUGGAAGGUGCGCGAGGUUGACCUCAGCAUCCGCUGGCGGGUCCGCAACGUGGCCUCGGUCAAGGUGAACCGGCCGCAGUUCCGGUGGGAGCGCAUCGUCGUCGACGGCGCAGGCGAGCCGCGGCACCACUUCCCCCGUCACAAGCAGGUCCUGCGCCACCUGCUGCAGAUCCCCUUUAUCGCGCUGUCGGCGGCCCUCCUGGGCGCACUCAUCGUGGCCGUCUUCGCGCUCGAGAUCCUCCUGUCCGAGAGCUACACGGGCGGCUACCCGGGCGUCGUCGAGUACGUGCCGACCAUUAUGCUCGCCCUCGUCCUGCCGCGCAUCAACGGCCUGCUCGAGCGCGUUGCCGAGGCCAUUACCGACUACGAGAACCACCGGACCGCGGACCACUACGAAAUGUCCCUGACGCAGAAGAACUUUGUCCUCAGCAUCAUCACGAACUACCUGCCCAUCCUCAUCACGGCCUUUGUCUACGUGCCCUUUGGCGACGAGAUUGUGCCCUGGCUGAGCGCCCACACGAGGAGUCUCCUGGGUCAGCUGGGGCAACGGUUCCUCGCGGAAGGCGAGGGCAGCUCGCACGCCGUGGGGGGCGUCGUCGACGCCACGCGGCUGCGGGACGAGGUCAUUGCGCUCGCGCUCACGGGCCAGGUGUCGUCCUUUUUUGAGGAGAACGUGCUGCCCGUGGCGAAACGCAAGCUACACGCGUGGUACCGCACGUACCGCGCGCCGACGACGACGAUGCCGACGACGGACGACGUCGAGCCCUUUGCGCAGGAGGAGGCGCGCUUCCUGCGGUCGGCGCGGGACCAGGCGACGCGGACGCCGUACGACGUGCAGGAGGACAUUGCCGAGAUUGUGCUGCAGUUUGGCUACCUGGCGCUCUUCUCGCCCGUCUGGCCGCUGAUCAGCAUCGGCUUCCUGGUCAACAACAUUGUCGAGCUGCGCACCGACCUUCUCAAGAUCGCCAUGGAGCACCAGCGACCGGCGCCGGUGCGGAGCGACGGCAUCGGCCCCUGGAUCAGCUCGCUCGACUUUCUGACCUGGGCCGGCAGCCUGACGACGGGGGCCAUUGUGCACCUCUUUGGGGCGAGCAGCAUCGGGGCCGGCGCCUGGUGGGCGCUGCCCAUCACCAUCUUCAUCAGCGAGCAUGUCUUUAUGGGCUUCCGGUCACUGGUGCGGUACGCCCUGCAGCGCGUCGGGUCCGCGCACAUUCGCCGCGAGAGGGACGAGCGCUACGCCCUGCGGGCCCGGUAUCUGCGCGAGAUGGAGGCUGGAGAGGCGGAGGAGCAGAGGCGACGUGGCGGCGGUGGCGCGCAGCUGAGCGUCGCCGAGAAGGAGCGCAGAAAGUCGGUCCGCAUCAUGGGCGGCGAGGCCUUCUUCACGCGCCAGAUGGAGCACGGGGCGAGCACGGCGGCUGGGCUGAGCCUGAUCAGGGCGUGCCGGGGUGUUGGGGCUGUCGGGGAGUACGAGGACGACAAGUCACAUCUAGACUGA
This is a messenger RNA of Emericellopsis cladophorae, 2145 nucleotides long. RefSeq lists its product as uncharacterized. Gene Ontology annotation, cellular component: cortical endoplasmic reticulum. NCBI's taxonomy places the organism in Eukaryota, Fungi, Ascomycota, Sordariomycetes, Hypocreales, Bionectriaceae. Gene Ontology annotation, biological process: chloride transmembrane transport. The record is from RefSeq and is a predicted model, not a curated record. The transcript has 3 exons. The coding region runs from base 1 to 2145 and encodes 714 amino acids. Gene Ontology annotation, molecular function: chloride channel activity.